AUGGGAGCUACCGACCAUGAUCCGUUGGCCAUACUUACGCGGCCACCACCAAACGAAACGCCAAUCGAGAGAGCCGCUCGUGAAGAAAGAGAGGCUCGCGCGCGUCAAAUAAGCGAUCAGAUUGACGAACAACUCAAGAAGGAUAAAGCAGCUCUAAAACGACAGAAUGGGCUCGUCCGAGUGUUGCUUUUGGGUCAGUCGGAGAGCGGUAAAUCAACGACUCUCAAAAACUUUCGAAUGAAAUACUCCCGCGCUCAGUGGAAAGCUGAACGUCUCUCCUGGCGCGCAGUCAUUCAGCUCAACCUCGUCCGCUCCGUCCUCACCAUCCUCGACACAAUGCAAACAGAAAUGAACGGGACCACCUCCACCCCGACAUCCUCCGUUGUUCAAGAAUUAUCCGGUGACGAAGAGGACGAAGAGGAAGAUAACCCGAUUCCCUGCGCGACUAUAAGUGGCGUCGGCAUCAUCGUGAACAUAAGCCGCCGUUCAUCAUUAUCCAAGGACUCCAACUCGAGUUUACGAACGACUCUAUCAAGUCAUCACCAAAUUCUCAAACUCCGCUUAGGACCUUUGCGAGGCGUUGAAGCAGAUCUGAAGAAACGCUUGGGUGCAGCAUCGGACGAGGAAGAAUUCGACUCCAGCGCAUCCCUUGGUAUUGGCCCCCUGGAACCCUCAUCUUCUAGCUCAGGUGAUGGUAACCAAGGCGCCGAAAGACGAAGCGGAAACGCGAUGAUUGCAGCACGUAAAGUAAAACGACGUGAAUUCGGCGUAAAGCGGUUACACGAAGCCCUGGAGAACGGCGUGCAUGCACUGUCAUCUCGUGGCAGUCAUCAUGGCCACGGUACGCGCGACUCGGGGUCGUUUACCUCCGAUGACGCUACGGAUAUUAUCGCGAGUUGUAGAGAUGACAUGAAGGCGCUAUGGCUGGAUGAAGCUGUUCAAAAGGUGUUGGCAAAGAGGAAGGUGAGGAUUGAAGAUGGGGCCGGAUUCUUCUUGGAUGAUAUCGACCGGAUCGCGACACGCACCUACGAGCCUUCAGAUGACGACGUCGUUCGUGCCCGCCUCCGAACACUCGGCGUGCAGGAGUACAGCAUCCAAUUCGAGCAGAGUAAAGGGCCAACGCUGUUUGCCGGCGGUCUGGGUGAUUUCGGAAAGGAAUGGAUCAUCUACGACGUAGGCGGAGCACGGACGAUGCGACAAGCGUGGCUUCCCUUUUUUGACAACGUCAACGCCAUCAUUUUCCUCGCGCCUAUAUCGUGUUUCGACGAACGCCUCCAAGAAGACUCCAAGAUCAACCGUCUCGAAGACUCCUGCCUCCUCUGGCGCUCCGUCUGUUCCUCUAAACUGCUGGCCAAAGCGACCCUUAUCCUCUUCCUCAACAAAUGCGAUAUUCUCAAACGUAAAUUGAAGUCUGGGGUUAUGGUGAAGAACUUCCUCCCGAGCUAUGGGGAAAGACCGAAUGACGCAGGGAGCGUUAUCAAAUACCUCAAAGAAAAGUUCAAGGAUAUACUGAAGGCGCAGUCCUCGGUCCCCAGGACAUGUUACUAUUAUGCGACAUCCGUGACUGACACCAAAGCUACUGCGAAUACACUCAAGACAGUGAAAGAUUCCAUCGUACGGGAACACCUUAAGACUGCAGACAUGGUGUGA
Laccaria bicolor S238N-H82 is the source of this 1650-nucleotide messenger RNA. RefSeq names its product G-protein alpha subunit. Gene Ontology annotation, cellular component: heterotrimeric G-protein complex. Gene Ontology annotation, molecular function: G protein-coupled receptor binding; GTPase activity; G-protein beta/gamma-subunit complex binding. NCBI's taxonomy places the organism in Eukaryota, Fungi, Basidiomycota, Agaricomycetes, Agaricales, Hydnangiaceae. The transcript is spliced from 10 exons. Bases 1 to 1650 code for a protein of 549 amino acids. Gene Ontology annotation, biological process: G protein-coupled receptor signaling pathway. The record is from RefSeq and is a predicted model, not a curated record.